Esox lucius (northern pike) is the source of this 4217-nucleotide messenger RNA. RefSeq names its product zinc finger Y-chromosomal protein 1. The record is from RefSeq and is a predicted model, not a curated record. Gene Ontology annotation, biological process: regulation of transcription by RNA polymerase II. NCBI's taxonomy places the organism in Eukaryota, Metazoa, Chordata, Actinopteri, Esociformes, Esocidae. Gene Ontology annotation, molecular function: metal ion binding; DNA-binding transcription factor activity; RNA polymerase II cis-regulatory region sequence-specific DNA binding. Gene Ontology annotation, cellular component: nucleus.
GGGUAUUAACAGUAACUGAUCCAGGGUUAGAUGUAACACUAUAUUGCAGUAGGCUAUAGCCUUAAUGUUGAACAUUCUCGCAGUUCGCUGUGGAUUUUUAGCGACAAGACAAUGAACUAGCAUAUGAACAAGUUUACAAUACCAGUAUUUCAAAUGGUUUGCAAAGCAAAUAGCCGCGAUGUAAAGUUCGCAUAGCAGAACACAGUUUGCUGUUUAGUCGAUCGUGGCCGGCCUUCAACUAUCAGUUAGGUUUCCAGACUUCUUCCGCAUUUUCCUACGACUUUUGGGCUGUGACGUGAGUGCUGACGGCGGCCUUGGUGCUGGCGGAGCUGGGGGCUGUAGCGAUUCUGUGCAUCAGUGGAGCUUCGAAAGUCUCGGCCCCUCCCUCCCUGCGCCUCAGCGGCCCGCCCAGCUAGCACAAACUCCCGAUUGAAUCCUGCCCGAGUCUGGGGAAAUCGGACGGCCUGGAAAUCGAGAGACGGAGAGAGGCCAACCCGUACUACAGAAACUGUGCUGCAGUGACAAAUGAGGUGUAAGGACAAUGGAUGAGGAUGAAACAAGGCUUGCACUCCAUUCCCAAGAGCCUAAAAUCAUUCUACAUGGAUCAGAUGAAGGUGGUGCUGGGGGGGAGGAGUUUGUGGUGGAGCUGCAGGAGACGGUGCUGGUGUCAGAGGUGGAGGGGGAAGGAAUGGCAGUGCAUGGAUUUGCCCCAGAGGAGAUGGUGAUCCAGGACGCAGUGGAGGACGUGGUGUCAGAGUACGUGCACUGCGACGAGGAGGACGAGGAAGUUGCUGUGGAGACCUGUGUGAUGUCACUGGAGGGGGAGGAUGAAGGUGUGGCCAUGGGGGACAUCCCUGAGGAUGUGAUGGUGGCAGACGGCCGUGCCCAGGAUGAACUGGAUGCAGAGCAGGACACAGACGGAUGUGGGGACUAUUUGAUGAUCUCCUUGGACGAGGCGGGCAAGAUGGUGUCUGAUGACGGCACAGAGGUGACAGUGGAUGGAGCUGUGGAGGACCAGGAGGUGGAGAAGGAUGAGGAUGGCCAGGAGGUGAUCAAGGUAUACAUCUUCAAGGCGGACUCUGGAGAGGAUGACCUGGGUGAAACCGUGGACAUCAGCGAUGGAGACAAUGAGGAUGUGGCAAUGACAGACACUACAGGUCGUACUCUCCGUGAGAAGAUGGUCUACAUGUCUCAGGGGGAACAUGGUCCAUCAAAGAUAUCUGAUGAGGUUUACAUGGAGGUGGUGGUGGGGGGGGAGGAGCCAGUGACACACGAACGUUCGUACGACAGCACGGCUCUUAGCAAGGACUUCAUGCCUGUGGCCUGGGCAGCGGCGUACGGUUCUGAGGACAGUGAGAGCUGUGAGAACAGGAACGGUGCUGCCAGUGCUCUGCUGCACAUUGACGAGUCAGACGGCGUGGACAAGGUCAACAGGCAACGGAACAAGAACAAGAGAACGAGGGCUGAGCCUCGGCAGGUCCAGACAGCCAUCAUCAUUGGUCCGUACGGCCAGCCUCUGACAGUCUACCCCUGCAUGCUCUGCGGCAAGAAAUUCAAGUCACGAGGCUUCCUGAAGCGCCACACCAAAAACCACCACCAGGACGUCUUGACCAGGAAGAAGUACCAGUGCACGGACUGCGACUUUACCACCAACAAGAAGGCCAGCCUUCACAACCACAUGGAGGUGCACACCCUGAGCAUCAAGGCUCCGUUUGAGUGCGAGGUGUGCGGCAAGGAGUUCCACCAGCAGGCGGCGCUGUUCUCCCACCGACUGCAGCACCACCACCGUGAGCCCAAGAGUCCGGUGCCUUCCCAGGCCAACAAGAUGCACAAGUGCAAGUUCUGCGACUACGAAACGGCCGAACAGGGUCUCCUGAACCGCCACCUGCUGGCCGUCCACAGCAAGAGCUUCCCGCACAUCUGUGUGGAAUGCGGCAAGGGCUUCCGACACCCCCCGAGCUUAAAAAAACACAUGCGCACAGGCACACGGGGCGAGAAGCCUUACUCCUGCCUCUACUGCGACUACAAGUCGGCCGAUUCCUCCAACCUGAAGACGCACGUCAGAGACCAAGCACAGCAAGGAGAUGCCGUUCAGUGCGAACGCUGCUUCCAGACGUUCGCUGAAGAGGAGGAGCUGCUGCAGCACGCGCUGGGACCCACGAGGAGGGCCAAAACCCACCAGUGCACUCACGCGAGCACGAAGAGCUCCAACUCCAGCGACCUGAAGCGCCACGUCAUCUCGGUGCACACCAAAGACUACCCGCACAAAUGCGCCGUCUGCGAGAAAGGCUUCCACCGGCCGUCCGAGCUGAAGAAGCACUCCACGUCGCACCGGGCCAAGAAACUGCACCAGUGCCGCCACUGCAACUUCAAGAUCGCCGACCCGUUUGUGCUCGGUCGCCACAUCCUGUCGGUCCACACCAAGGAGCAACAGGCUCCCCCGAAAAGAGUGAGGCCAAAAGGACUUUAUCGGGGCCCUCCCCGUCGUCGGCCCCCGGCCCGGUACGCCGGCAGUAAAAGAGACCGCUGUUGGUGCCGGGCGCUAGUUCUAGUGCUGCUGGCAUGGCCAGGGGACCCAAGGAGAGGAGGGUGUACCAGUGUCAUACUGUGAUUACAGUCAGUGGGGGACGCCUCGGGCUUUAAGCGCCACGUGAUCUCCAUUCACACGAAAGACUACCCCCAUCGCUGUGAGAUCUGCUCCAAGGGUUUCCGUAGGCCCUCGGAGAAGAACCAGCAUAUCGCGCGCCACCACAAGGACUUGAUGCAGGCCGAGUGACCCUGGCGGCGUCCAUAUCCUCAUAACCCACAAAAAAACACUAAAGCAACCACCAACAGACCAUAUUUGUGUGUGUGUGUGCAAGCGUGUGCACGUCUGUGCGUGCGUGCGCGCGCAUGUCUGUUUGUUUGCUGCAUUAACAGGGAAGGUCUUCUGUUAUUUUUACCCCAUUGAGUCUCAAGCCAACCUUUCUUCAACUGAAAUUGGAUGUAUAUACCCAGGUAAGGCCAAUGGCAUCAGGUGACACAGCCCUGUACAGACUUGCGCUUUAUCUGCAUGUCCCCCUGCUGGUGACAGUGUGCAUGGCAGAAUGCAAGCAACUUGGUCUCUCCGAAGUCUUUGUAGAUUCAUCGUUUUUACACCACAGCCAACCACCAGUCCUUUAUUUAAGUGGCGAUUAUUCUUGUCGCCCCACAACUUGGACAAAAUGAGAUCUACACCCUGUUUGUAUUUUACCGUUUGCACCGUGAAAUGGACUGUCGUCUGAGUGAGCAGGCGAGUGAGCUGAACAGAGGGGUCCAGAUGAAUUUAAUUCUGAUAGCACUUGCCAAUAUUGUUUUCCCAAAUGCGUCUUGAAUUUAUGGACCGGAUGCUUUGAACGGCGAGACACCGAGAGAUGGGGUUGUAUGUUAUUGAGUGCCUGCUUGUGUGAAUGCCUGUUUCAGAAGGAUGUCUCAGUUAGGAUGUUACAACAAUGUAUCGCUUGUGCUUCCUGGUGCUGUGUGUCAUCAUGUCUUUGGUAUUUGGAGGACAACGGUCAGAUCAUGGACGGCAUCCCCAGAAGGAGCUGACUGCCUCAUAGCAAGGUCAGACGUAAAAACCUGCCGCGGGGUGGUUUGUCUGUUUCUUCUCUUAGCAUUGAGAUGUUAGGCGUGGCCCCCUGUGCCACGGGCGUGGCAGGGAUUUUGCAGGUAAGCAGCAGUCGUGGCAGCUCCAACCCAUAAACCCCCACGCUCUUCACGGCAGACUCUUUAACCCUUAAUGAGCUGCAUUAUCAGACCGCUGACUGGAGGUUUAUGCAGCGCCGGUCAGGACUUUACAUUGAUGGACGCACUACACAUGGUACCGCUGACCUGUAUGACCACGACAUACUUCUUUCACCCAAACAUCUGCUUGCGACAGUGGUGACUAGCCCGCUGAAGGGCUGCAACAUGUAUAGACGGGUGGUAGAUUUGUACUCUGGCUCCUUUCCCCUGUGGUCAUUGUUUGUUUUUAUAUUUAUUUCAUCAUCAUGAAUUUUGUUGUAUAGUUCAGUGUACCUAGAAUUCUAUAGGAUGUAAAUUAUUGUUUUGUACACAAAUUUGUAAAAAGUGUGUAGAUGUAAACACUUAACAAACAAAAGGAGGAAUCAGACCUGUGUUGUUAUGGAUGUACUUGACGUAUUUGUUAAAAAAGAAAAGCUAUGAAAAAAAGAGAAUAAAAGCAAAGUAUUUUACCUGCA